Molecule: messenger RNA, 948 nt
Organism: Guillardia theta CCMP2712
Lineage: Eukaryota; Cryptophyceae; Pyrenomonadales; Geminigeraceae
Exons: 6
Coding region: 1-948 (315 amino acids)
Molecular function (GO): protein binding
Source: RefSeq, a predicted model, not a curated record
AUGUCGGCCGCCUUCGAACUUGCCCGCACCUCAGAGGAAGAGCGAAUUCAGGACCUCUCCAUUUCCAGCUCGAUCAAGACCUUGCAGGGCCUGACUUCCACGAUCAUUCCGGAGGCGAAGAAGAAACAGGUCACAGCUCCUCAAGAGCCCUUCUUCGGAGUCGGACUUUCCGUGUCUCACAAGACUCUGCAAGUUGAGGAUGUCGUGCAAGGCUGGGCCUCUGCAAGCUGCGGGCUGAUCUGCGUCGGCGACCGGCUGUUGUCUAUCGAUGGGAGGGAGGUCGAAGACAUUGAAGAUGUCAAACGACUCAUACCCGGGAGGUUGAUAGCAACCCUAGAGCACAACAAGAUGACAGAAGACUUGGAAGACCUUGCGGUUCGGAGCUCGCAGGAGAUCUCCGCGUUGAAGUCGGAGAUCGAGCGACUGCGAUCAGAACUCCGUUCCAGUCAAGAAGCCCAAGGCCGAACCAGCCUUGCGUGCAAGUCCGCGAUCGCUGAAAUGGAGCCUCUACGCGAUGAGGUCUGGAGAGUCUACGAGACCCUCGCGAGAACUCAAAGGGAGCACAACGAGCUGAGCAAGUCCAUCGACAGUUACAAGAAAUGCCUUGAGUGCGCCCGGCACAGGGGGAGGGAGGACAAGCAGUUUGUGUACUACAACGAGAUAGGAGAGAUGCUGUUCCAGCUGGGAGACUACCUGGGGGCCAUCGGCAGCCAUUCACAAGCGGUGGACAUAGCGAGACGGACAGCGAUGGAUAAGAUUCAACUGACAGACUGUCGGCUGAAGAUGGCGUUUAACUACAUGAGAUUGAAGGAGUUCAAGACUGCCCAGGAUCUGUUUGAAAGCUGCCGUGAGGAUUACGUGAUGCUGUAUGGCGAAGACCAUCCCAACGUGGUCACUACCAAAGAGCAGUUGGAUCUCUCCAUCAAGUCGCAGCCAAAAGAAGAAUGA